Rhineura floridana is the source of this 9335-nucleotide messenger RNA. It is a transcript of the gene ITGB4, whose product is annotated as integrin subunit beta 4. Gene Ontology annotation, molecular function: integrin binding. Gene Ontology annotation, cellular component: integrin complex; cell surface; membrane. The record is from RefSeq and is a predicted model, not a curated record. Bases 957 to 6563 code for a protein of 1868 amino acids. Gene Ontology annotation, biological process: cell-matrix adhesion; cell migration; cell communication. The transcript has 41 exons. Lineage: Eukaryota; Metazoa; Chordata; Lepidosauria; Squamata; Rhineuridae.
CUCAUGGCUUAGCACUUGAAGAGCCAGUUACCUAUUGCACAAGCAGGGUUGUGCUUUCAGUUACCAGGAUGUUAGUGCUAUUAGGCUUAUAAGAAGCUGUGAUUUUUAGUCUGGGGGGUACUAAAUCCAGAGAUGGGGGAGUCCAGUUGUUCUUUUGCCUAUUUGAGGCACAAACAGAGGAUGCCGGUCAUUAAGCUUUUGUCUGACAGCAAAGGAAAUAGAAAGUUGGAGCUUGCUGAUAUUGCAGGCACUUCAGUGACCUUUCCUCAGGGGGCUGCUCCGGCUCAAAUACCAAAAGACAAUACUAUCUUGGCUUCCACAGCAUAGGAAGUUUGGAGGGAAAAGAUCCAAAGAGACAGAAAACUGGGUUGGGAAAGGGACUUCAAAACAAUCCAGCAAGAUCUCUUUUGGCAACAGAGAGAAGUGUGUAGACAAAAUACCAGAGGACGGUAGUGAAUUGCCUUGUGGCACCAUAAAGCUUAUCAGAUUUGUUUUCCUUCCCUUGCUAUCAAACAAUCCUUUUUGCAAAUCUUAGUGGCAGACGUACAGCUGGGUUGGGCUCUGUCUCAGCUCCCAGCGUCAACCUCUUUUCCUGUGGGUGGGAAUAUUUUUUUGUUAAGAAAGCAUGUUUGGGAAGAAGGGAGUGCAGGCUUGGCUGCCCGAGCUGUUCUUGCCCAUACAGGUGUGCAUAACUCACAGGCAUGCCAGACAGACCUGAGUCACGGAUAGCCCCCCCCCUGCCGGGUGCACACCUGAGCUAAAAUAAAACUGUCUCUGCCGACUUCACUUGCCUGAGAGCUGUUCCCAUUGCUGCUACGCAACUCCUCCAUAUGCCCCUGGUGAAAAAGCCAGCCAAAGGGUGCUAUCAAAAGCCAAAGCAGCAGUAAAAAGAGGGGAAAAGUUGGAAGUCAACGCUUGAUCAGAAGGGACCAGGAGCCCUGCAGAGGAAGAAAAGAAUGGACAAGCAACUAAAAAGGACAUUGCUUCGGCUGUUCCUGUUAGCACUGCUUUACACCUUGGGCCAAGGAAACAGAAUUAAUCGAUGUGUGGCUUCCAGGGCAAAAAGCUGUACUGAGUGCAUCCAAGUGAGCAAGGAAUGCACUUUUUGCAGUGAUGAGAACUUCAAAGAGAACCGCUGUGAUUUCAGAGACAACCUACUGAGAUAUGGCUGCAGCAAGGCCAGCAUAGUAUUCAUGCAAGGAGAGAUGUUUACAGAAACAGAAUUCAACAUUGAUACAUCUGUGAAGAGAACACAAGUGUCCCCGCAGAAUAUAGCAAUGAGGCUGAGAGCUGGCGAGGAAGCUAGCUUCAGCAUGGAUGUGUUUGAACCCCUUGAAUCUCCUGUGGACCUCUACAUUCUCAUGGACUUUUCCUACUCCAUGUCUGAUGACUUGGACAAUCUUAAAAAAAUGGGCCAACAACUGGCAAACUUUUUGAGGACACUGACCGAUGACUAUCAUAUCGGCUUCGGCAAGUUUGUGGAUAAAGUUUCAGCCCCACAGACAGAUAUGAGGCCUGAAAGACUGCGUGAGCCCUGGACAGAUGCUGACCCACCCUUCUCUUUUAAGAAUGUCAUCCGCCUAACCCAUGAUAUCGACAAAUUCAGCCAAGAGUUGAUAAAGGAGAGAAUAUCAGGGAACUUGGAUGCCCCAGAAGGUGGAUUUGAUGCUAUAUUGCAAACGGCUAUUUGCAAGGAGAAUAUCGGCUGGCGGGAGGACAGCACACAUCUUCUGGUGUUCUCCACUGAGUCUGCCUUUCAUUACGAAGCUGAUGGUGCCAACGUUCUUGCAGGAAUUAUGAGAAGGAAUGAUGGAAAGUGCCACUUGAACACAGCAGGCACUUACACUUUUGACACCAAGCAGGAUUACCCUUCUGUGCCUACCCUUGUCAAACUGCUGGGAUUGAGCAACAUCAUCCCCAUAUUUGCUGUCACCAACCACUCUUACGAUUAUUAUGAGAAACUGCACACAUAUUUCCCAAUCUCUGAAAUUGGGAGGCUGCAAGAAGAUUCUUCUAAUAUUGUGGAGCUGAUUCGUAUGGCUUUUGAGCGUAUUCGUUCCAAGAUGGACAUUCGAGCUUAUGGCACCCCAAAAGCUAUGAAAACAGAAAUAACGUCUAUGAAAUAUGAAAAGACAGAGUCUGGCUCAUUCAAUAUUGUCCGUGGUGAAGUGGGCACAUUCAAUGUACGUGUGAAAGCUCACGAGCAAGUGGGUGGAGAGCAUGUCUGCAAUCUCCCGGAGAAAGACCGGAAAGGUGUUUUCCAAAUUAAGCCUUCCUCUUUCAGUAACAAUGUGGAGAUUGAAGCCUCGGUCAUUUGCGAUGCCUGCCCCUGUGAAAUGCAACAGGAAGUUCAAUCGGUGAGGUGCAAUUUCAAUGGGAACUUUGUCUGUGGGCAGUGUGUUUGCAAUCCAGGCUGGCGGGGAGAUAUGUGCAACUGCUCUACAUCCUCCUCUACUGACAAUGCGGCCUGCAUACGACCAGGAGAUACAGAGCCCUGCUCGGGCCAAGGUGAAUGCCUCUGUGGGAUAUGCCAGUGCUACUCUGAGAAUCUGGCUCAGCGCUUUGAGGGCCGGUUUUGUGAAUUCGACAACUUACAGUGUACCCGUACUUCUGGAUUCCUCUGCAACGACCGGGGUCGCUGCUACAUGGGCCAGUGUGCAUGUGACAGUGGUUGGGAAGGCCCUGGCUGUGAAUGUCCCACAAGCAACGAAACUUGUGUCACUAGUAAUGGGAUGAUUUGUAACGGGCGUGGGAAAUGUGAAUGUGGCAGAUGCAUCUGUGAUAACCCUAUCCUCUACAUUGGACCCACCUGUGAAGUCAGUUACAGCUUGGGCUUUCAGCGUGUGUGUGGAGAAGAUAUCCGAAGCUGUGUUCAGUGCCAGGCUUGGGGGACUGGAGAGAAGAAGGGACAGAAAUGUUCAGGCUGCCCUUUCAGGAUCAAACUGGUGGAUGAACUGAAACAAGAGGAAGAUAUAAAUACGAUUUGUUCCUUCCAAGAUGAGGAAGAUGACUGCAUGUACCGCUACACCAUGGAAGAGGAUCCUAACCCACAGGAAAAUGGCACUGUUCUUGUGCAAAGGAAGAAAGAGUGCCCACCAGGAAGCUUCCUUUGGCUUAUCCCUUUACUCAUUUUACUGAUGCUACUCCUGGGAUUGCUGCUGCUGCUGUGCUGGAAGUUCUGUGCUUGUUGCAAGGGUUGCCUGGCUCUGCUGCCCUGUUGUGCACGAGGCCGCACUGUUGGUUUCAAGGAGGACCACUAUCUGCUCAGGCAGGGUCUCAUGACCUCGGACCACCUGGACACUCCUAUGAUGCGCAGUGGCAACUUGAAAGGCAGAGAUACAGUCCACUGGAAGAUCAACAACAACGUCCACAAGCAAGGCUUCUCUUCUUCAGCUCUCAAUCCCAAGGACUUGAUUCCAUAUGGAGUGUCUCUCAGACUGGCCCGGCUCUUCACCCAGAACCUUGCAAAACCAGAUAGCCGGGAGCGUGAGCAACUGCAAAAGGAGGUGGAGGAGAAUCUCAAUGAGGUUUACCAGACUAUCCCAGGUACCCACAAAUUUCAGCAGACAAAAUUCAGGUUACAGCCAAAUGCUGGGAAGAGACAGGACCACACAAUCGUGGACACGGUGUUCCCUGCUCCCCGCUCUGUCAAGAAUGAGAUUGUGAGAGUAACAGAGAAGCAUGUCUCUCAAGAGGCUUUCAAUGAUCUGAAAGUGUCACCUGGUUAUUACACUAUAAUCUCAGAUCAAGAUGCCCAUGGCAUGGUAGAGUUUCAGGAGGGAGUGGACGUGGUGGAUGUCCGGGUUCCUCUCUUCAUCAGGGAAGACGAUGAUGAUGAAAAGCAGCUGCAGGUGGAGGCCACUGAUGUCCCUGUGGGAACUGCAGAGAUUGGACGCCGGCUUGUCAACAUCACCAUUAUUAAAGAGCAAGCCAACAGCAUCAUUAGCUUCCAGCAGCCAGUUUAUUCAUAUAGCCGCUUUGACCAAUUGGCUAAAAUCCCUGUUCUUCGUGAGAUACUGGACAAUGGGAAGUCUCAGAUAACAUACAGGACACGGGAUCUCACCGCCCAGGAAGGCAAAGAUUACGUUUUUGCAGAAGGUGACUUGGUCUUCCUGCCUGGAGAGAAACGGAAAGAGGUUCAAGUGAAAUUGCUAGAGUUGACCGAGAUAGAUGCCCUUCUUCACAAUCAGCAGCUGAAACAGUUUGUGGUGGAUCUCAUCAACCCCAGGUUCGGUGCAAAAGUUGGCAAAUACCCUCAAACCAUUGUGACGAUUGCUGAUCCAGAAGCUGUGGAUGGUGUACCACCAGCAGUAGGUCUUGGUCAGCUUCCACAGUCUUCCAGACUUGGAGCACCCCUGAAUCCAAAUGCACAAGCACUCAGUUCUAGGAAGAUCCGAUUCAACUGGUUACCACCUCCUGGCAAACCUGCAGGGUACAAGGUGAAAUACUGGAUCCAAGGGGACCCUGAAUCAGAGGCUCACUUGCUUGAUUCCAAGGUGCCAUCAGCAGAGUUGACUAACCUGUACCCGUACUGUGAUUAUGAGAUGCAGUCCUGUGCCUACAAUGCUAUGGGCGAGGGGCUUUACUCUGAAGUGGUUCACUGCCGCACACUUGAGGAUCUUCCUAGUGAGCCUGGACGUUUGGCUUUCAAUGUAGUUUCCUCCACUGUGACGCAGCUGAGCUGGGCUGAGCCUGCUGAGACUAAUGGGGUCAUCACAGCCUAUGAAGUCAGCUAUGGACUCGUCAAUGAGGAAAACAGACCCAUUGGGCCAGUAAAGAAAGUCAUGGUGGAGGACGCCAAGAAGCGAAUGGUUCUGAUUGAAAACCUACGGGAAUCGCAGCCCUAUCGCUAUACAGUGAAGGCCAAAAAUGGAGCUGGAUGGGGUCCUGAACGAGAAGCUACGAUUAACUUGGCCACACAACCCAAGCGCCCUAUGUCCAUUCCCAUCAUCCCUGAUGUGCCGAUUAUUGAUGCAGAAGGAGGCGAGGACUAUGACAGCUACCUGAUGUACAGCACAGAUGUCCUGCGCUCACCAGCUGGUAGCAAGCACCCCAGCGUCUCAGAUGAUUCUGGCUCUCGGUGGAAAUAUGUGCAGCUGCUGGGGGAGGAGCUGGACCUUCGUCGCGUCGCCUGGAGGCUCCCAGCAGAAUUGAUCCCUCGUUACUCGGACAGCAGCUGCUUUUCCUCGGACACAGAGGGUCUCCUCCAUGAGGAUAGCACCCCCUCUGAGCUAGUGGACAGUGAUGCAGCCAGCAGCAGUCUACCAAGGAGUGGGACUCCCCGGCCCCAACCAGAACACAUGAUGAAUGGCCGAAUGGACUUCACCUUCCCUGGCAGUGGUGGAAGCCUGACCAGGAAUGUGACUUCAAGCUACAGCAACCAUCUAAGUCCACACGUAUACCAUGACAGAAGGGUAAUAGGAAACUCGUCUCAGACGAGGGAGUAUGCCACGGUGAUGUCUGGGCAUGACCAGUACAGAAGGAUAUUUCCUCCCAUACAUGAAGAUGCUGGGAGGAUGGUCCUGAUGCCACAGGAAGUGUGCUUCAGGAGGGCAAUGGAGAAGGGUUACCAUGGCGAUAGUGAUGCUCGGGAUUCUAUAGUCAUAACUGAUGGUCCCUAUUGGAUUUCCAAAUAUCUAGAUUCCAGGAUGCAGCUGGGUGUUCCUGAUACUCCUACCCGCUUAGUGUUCUCUGCCCUGGGGCCUACUUCACUGAAGGUCAGCUGGCAGGAGCCACACUGUGAUAAAGAAGUGCAAGGAUAUAGUGUACAGUACCAGCUCCUCAAUGGAGGAGAGAUUCAGAGGCUCACAAUUCCAAACCCUAAUCAAAACUCGGUGGUGGUGGAUGACCUACUGCCAAACCACUCCUAUGUCUUCAAAGUGAAGGCCCAAAGUGAUGAAGGAUGGGGUCCAGAAAGAGAAGGUGUGAUAACUAUUGAGUCACAAGUGGAUCCCCACAGCCCUCUGAGUCCUGUUCCAGGUUCACCAUUUACCUUGAGCACUCCUAGCGCCCCAGGGCCUCUGGUGUUCACAGCCCUGAGUCCAGACUCUCUUCAGCUGAGCUGGGAGAGACCCCGCCAACCCAACGGGUUGAUUCUAGGCUACAUGGUCACCUGUGAGACACUGCAUGGUGGAGGGGAGCCCAGGAAUAUCUAUGUAGAGGGUGACAACCCAGAGACCACCCUGACAGUGCCCUACCUGAGUGAAAAUGUUCCAUAUAAGUUCAAAGUUCAAGCAAAGACCACCCAAGGCUUCGGGCCUGAAAGAGAAGGCAUUAUCACUAUUGAAUCUCAAGAUGGAGGUUCUUUCUCUCAGUUUGGAACACAGCAAUUCACCAGAGAGGAGGUCUACAAUCUCCCCACAGAAUAUAGCACCCAAACCAGCAUCACUCACUCCCCACUGGAUCCUUUAUACGCAGAUGGUAUGCUGAUGACCACUCAGCGAGUGGAGAGUGGCAGCACCCUCACCAAACAGGUCACCAAAGAAUAUGUCACCAGAACCAUGAUGUCUAACAGCAGUGGGACAUUCUCCAGACAGACAGAGAGGCAAUUCUAUGAAGCUUGAGUCAGAUAGGAAGCUGCUAAAGGGACACUUGGAUUUCAAUAAGUGGUGAUCUCAAGUAGGCCUGUUCUAUGGUCAACUCCCACACUGAGGUUCGUGGUGCCUACUGCAUUGCACCAGCACUAAAAGCACUGGACUUUGCUUUGAAAUACCACAGGGUCGAGGCUAUACGCAUCUGGGGUGGUACCCUAGGACAUUACAAAGAGAAUUUUUAGCAAGAUGCUUGGCUGUGAAGGGCUAUUGGUUAGUUCCAUUGGAGUCGAGCACCUGACUCUUUCGUGCUUUACUUGGCUGCUAUUCAGUAUCAUCUGGAAGUUUAACUACACAGGACUUUGUUUUUUUAAAUUCCCACUUCUCACCAGAUCUUUUUCACUUUUGCUACUUGUUUUAUUUUGAUCCAUUCCCAUGCUAGUCUCCUCCCUGUCAAACAUUUCUAAUAUCAACAAAUGGCAUCUGCUAUGCUCCAGUAGAAAAACAACAAAUGUUGUAAUUUUGUCCUUUUUAUAAGUAUACCCCUUGAAAUGCAGGAGAGGAGUGUUAUCCUGAUUGUUACUACACUGGUGUGUAAAAUCCACUGCUGGUCAAGUGUGGUGCUGAAGUAGUUCAUGAACUUGCAUAGCACCACCCACAAUGCAUUGUUCCUUAUAAUAUUAUGCUAUGUUUCUUAAAAUAUCAUCUGUAUGCAUAACAUGUAUUUUGUUUUACAGAAUCCUUUAUCCCAGAAGUAACAAGGAGCCAACAUUCUGGCACUAAGCCUCAGCUCCCUACCAUAGAAUACAUAUUUGGCAUGGCAUUAUUAUAAAUGAGUGCCUUUGCUAGAGGAAUCCCCUGGAAUGAAGUAAUUUCAUUUUGAAUAACCAAAAUCAACAUUCGAGUUCUACCUGUGGCUCUCCUUCUCCUCUUCUUCCCAUGGUGGCUCAUUGGCCUGUAUCAGCAUCCCAUGUUGAUUUACAUCAUUGGGUCUUAUCAGUCUCCAGGUGUAGCAAAGUCAUCAUUUCAGGCUGUCCUUCCUGCCUCUUCACCAGUGGCAGCUUAGUUUAAUUGCCUGUGAACUAUAUCUUCCAGAACCUGUAUAACACAGCUCUACCUUUCAUUCAGUCACAUUGCAUUGAUACUGUAGUCAACUUCACUACAGUAUCCACAAGGCAGUGCCACUGUGAGGAUCCUCCCACUUCUUUUUGCUGCAUGUGUAGAUGCAGCCUGAUAUGUAGAAGCAGUGGCUUGUCCAAAAUUACCUGAGGAUACAAAGUAGCAGGGUUGGGGUAUGGCUAUCAAGAGGAAACUAAAGGCAGAAUUAAGGUAGGAAUUGAAUACACGGAAUUCUGACUAGAGACUGAAGCUGUCCAACCACAUGCCCUUGUUACACUCAGUUCUCAGUAUGUGAAUCACUUCUUAGAAGGGAAAAAGUCUUUUGCUUGUUUGCAUCUCUUUAUUUAUGUAUAUGCACAUUUAAGAAAGACAACUAGAACAAUCUCUGAAACAGUCUUUUGGACCAACACUUUACUCCUCACUAAAAGGCAAUUGAAAGCCAGAGAGAAUUGACUGAAGCAGACAAGUAAAUUGAUCCCUGUUAGGGCACUGAUUUAUCACACUGUGUGUGUUUAGUAGCAUUGGAAGAAUUUUAAUUUAAGGCCAUUAUUUCCCAUCUUGCAUGGUUGCCCCCAUAAUGCAAAGGUUUUCAAGCCAUGUUCCAGGGCACCCUCAGAAUUUUAUCAGGAAUUCUUCAAUGAAAAGACCAGGCAUUUCCCUAAAAGGCAACUCACCCACUAGUGACAAUCUUCUCGCAAGGUAACAGCAAGUCAGCCUCGGCAGUCCCUCCACAUGAGCUGAACAUGCACCCUACCUGCAACAUGCCCCAGAAAUAUUUGCAAUGCAUUGGGGUUCUGUGGCAGAUGUCAGCUGCUUCCUCAGCAGGCAAGUUAAUGUGGAAAAUUCGCUGAAGGCAGAAAGUUUGAAAACCAUUGGUUAUGGAAAUCAACACAGCUGGAACAAUUCAGACCCUAUAGCUCUUGCCCUUCAAUUCUCUUUUGACCAGCUUUGCCCUAGGAUCCUGGAUCAUGUGCACUACCAACAGAGGAUCAACUAUGAAUAUUUUUGUCUUAGUUAAAACUGGGGGAAACUCAAAAGAAUUAAGGACUGCUGUGGCAUAAUUUUAGAAGCUCAGGUAGUUGGUGCCUUUCCUUUCUCCACACUAUACAGUCAGGUUCCUUGAAAUCCAAUUUUGGAUUUUUCUACCAACCCCUUCACAGCAACAGGGUGAAUUAUCUAAAGCUCCCUGGACCUUCUUACCCAAAAGGGAUGAUUUCUUCAUGGGAUACCAUAGAACUCAGCCAAUAAAAUAAGUUAUUUCAAGGCUUCUUUGUAUUCUGCUCAGAACAGUUGUGUUAUUGGAAACAGCUAUGCUAUGUGUCUCUAGAUCUUACAUGACAUCCUUUUUGUGAAGUCACGUUCCCCCUAGUCACAAGCCCUUGUUACUUAUUACAGUGCUUUUUACUGAAGGAGCAUCACAGGCUUUAAUCUUAACCAAAGAGCCCAUUAAAGGUGUCUAACAGGCCAGAUUUCAGCAGCAGAGUGGUUCUAACACAAGUUUAAAAAGGGAUUGCAUGUUUUCAAUCACAUAAUAGAGGAACCACAAUAGAAUGUAAGUUACAUUUUGUAGCCUAUUAUGGCAUGCAGAGGUUGGUGGCCUUCAAUACGUCUGUGAUGUUUUGACAGCUGGCAUUCUGGACCAGAUGGCUUUCUAUUGCACUUAAUAAACAUUUUUCUCUAUGAUCA